Acaulospora colombiana is the source of this 837-nucleotide messenger RNA. NCBI's taxonomy places the organism in Eukaryota, Fungi, Glomeromycota, Glomeromycetes, Diversisporales, Acaulosporaceae. The record is from the annotation of a GenBank genome assembly.
AUGGAUCGCAGGUGCCCACGACUUCCACGAAUAAAAUCCCCUCCCACGUAUGCUCAAUGCCUUAGAACGGCGGCUUAUGUCUUGAAGGCUCUAGAGGAAGUCGGAGAGCCAUCUUGUUGUCUUAUAGGCGGGCUUGGUAUCAAAUUGCACGGGAUCAAACGGGGAAUGAAGAUGACGAUCAAGCAAGCGCUCUGUGAUCAUGACCCAGAACGAUUUUGCCUCAUAGAUCCUAUUAGAACGCCCAAUGCCACGUUCAAGAGACUCAUGUAUCAUGUUCCACGUUCUCCCCGUCUCAUCGAAAUUGACCUUCUCUUUGCCAAUGAACCAUCGGUAGAAAUUCCAAGAGGUUUGACCAUCGAACAAGCUGUCGUGCUAUCAGGCUUGCCAGUAGCACCGCUCCACUUUAUUCUCUAUCACAAGCUCCUUGGAUGGGAGGAUCGUGUCGACGCUGUAGGGCGUCCAGACAAGCGACAAAAGGCGAACAGCAAAGACCGACUCGACAUCCUUCGGCAAUAUCGCACCUCCUCCUCCCCAAUUCACUUGCUCAGAAAGAUAUGUGUUUUCAUCAGUCUUUGUCAGAAUGUCAGAGUUUCCACUGGUUGGAGGGCGACAUUCCAGAGUUACGGAUGGAGGGUUGGAUUCAAAGUGGAGGCCAAGGCAAAAGUUAGCGCCAUGCCGUUGAAGAGAGCCAGACGUACAUACCCAUCCAUGUUUGACUCUGGCUCGAACUUGAGCCCAACAUUCUUCUCUGCGAAGGUAAGGGAGGGUGUAAUAUUUGAGGAGACUGGAUCAUUGGAAAUUCUAAGCGCUUUCAUGAUUCUUCUCGACGGUGAUUAG